CGUACGCGGCCUUCGAAGCUCGGAUAUGAGCGUACCCGAGCUGUUCUACGGCGUGUCAAACGAAAGCUGAUAAAACAGCAUCGAUGCGAACCCAAGAGGUCACCAUCUUUGCUCUGAUGCCCGGCAAUAUUUCUCUCGCAUACUUUCUUCUUCGGAUUUUGAGAACCUUAGGAUUGAAUUAACAAGUCUAAUCAUGAUGAGGAUCCACAGACUCGCACUGGCGGCGCUUAUAUUAGCAUUUACAUCGGAGAUUGUUUUUGGCCAGGAGGUUCAUGACCAGCGCAAUGCAAGAGACGUCCACCAGAAGCGGAAUCUCGAUUCCUUCGAAAUCUUUAACCGGAAACGAAACGCGCAUGCCUGCAUUAUGUCGAUUGUUUUCAUUGUACUUUUUCCCCUGGGCGCAAUCUCCAUCCACCUGCCCAUUGAUCGUGUUCCUUACUUAAAGAAUACAUACCUUAAGAAGAAGGUCAUGGCGAUCCACGUCCCUAUCCAGGUGCUAGGCUCCGUUAUGAUGGUCGGCGGAAUGGCCCUUGGGAUUAGAAUCGGUCAAGAUCUCGGCUACCUUAGGCACCCUGUGCAUGCCCAUGUGGUCAUUGGCUUCAUCGUCGUUUGCACCAUUAUCGUCUUCCAACCCAUCAUGGGUAUCCUUCAGCACCGACAUUUUAAGAAGAGAGGGGACAAGAGCAUCUUCGCCUACCUGCACCGAUGGAUAGGACGUGGUGCAAUUAUCCUAGGCAUGAUCAACAGCGGUCUAGGUUUUCAGCUGGCCCAGACUAAUGUAAUAGUAUCCACUGGGUCGUAUAUUAGAAACUACGUCCUCCUGGGUUUUUUUGUGUCUAUCUGGCUUAGUCUCGUCUUGUACGACGAGUUUAAGAUGCACCAGUCGAGGUUCGUCACAAGUGGAAUCAGGAGAGGAUGCAGUAAACGAGAUAUAACAAGAGAGCAUCAUGUGUAAAAGCUCCACCAGAGAUCGUGCUUAAGAGGAAGGUUGCCAGAAGCGGUUCUUAGAGAGCGCUGGGUGGACUGAAAGAACACUCGUCCUUCGGUGGAAUAGUCAUUGGCUUUGGCUUUGUGGGUCCGGGGAUUACGAUGUUAAGUCUAACUAGUUAAGCGUUUUACACUCGAUAUCGGGUACAGGGAUG
Molecule: messenger RNA, 1142 nt
Organism: Pseudogymnoascus verrucosus
Lineage: Eukaryota; Fungi; Ascomycota; Leotiomycetes; Thelebolales; Thelebolaceae
Exons: 2
Coding region: 194-955 (253 amino acids)
Source: RefSeq, a predicted model, not a curated record